AUGGGGUUGAGCAAGGAGCCAGACCCCUCCAGGGCGCCCCGCGUCUGCACUGCCUUCACCACAGAGCAGGUCAAAGCCUUGGAGGGAAUGUUCCAGCACCACCAGUACCUGGAUCCCCUAGAGCGGAAGAAGCUGGCCAAGGAGAUGCAGCCAUCAGAGGCACAGAUAAAAACCUGGUUCCAGAAUCGCUGGAUGAAACACAAACGCCAGAUGCAGGACUCCCCGCUGAUGUUUUUCUCACGGCCUCUACACCCACUGCCACCGGCUUUCUGCUCACUGUCUGCUGCCCUGGGCACUGGCCUGCACCUGCUGUGCCCUUGGGCGCCCAGGCCCCAGGCUCUGAUGCUUCUCCCAGGCUCCUUCUGGGGUCUCUGCCAAAUGGAACAAGACUCCCUGGCCUCUGUGUGGGCUUUGUACCACACACAGCCUCCGACGUGCCACCUUCCAGAGCCUGGAAGCUACAUGCACGCACUGGGACCAGCGGUGUCCAUGGGACCCUGGGUCUUGUGUGCUCUGCCAGAGGCUGGGGAUGCUUUUUGA
Molecule: messenger RNA, 540 nt
Organism: Galeopterus variegatus (Sunda flying lemur)
Lineage: Eukaryota; Metazoa; Chordata; Mammalia; Dermoptera; Cynocephalidae
Gene: VENTX
Product: VENT homeobox
Biological process (GO): regulation of transcription by RNA polymerase II
Molecular function (GO): RNA polymerase II cis-regulatory region sequence-specific DNA binding; DNA-binding transcription factor activity, RNA polymerase II-specific
Source: RefSeq, a predicted model, not a curated record